This is a messenger RNA of Babesia bigemina, 597 nucleotides long. RefSeq lists its product as hypothetical. The record is from RefSeq and is a predicted model, not a curated record. NCBI's taxonomy places the organism in Eukaryota, Apicomplexa, Aconoidasida, Piroplasmida, Babesiidae. The transcript has a single exon. Bases 1 to 597 code for a protein of 198 amino acids.
AUGGCUGAUGAUGCAGAAACUGCUCUUAGCACUUAUGCUGGAACAUUUUCAAACAUAGUGCGCAAACUCCAUCCAACGAGCGCUACAGGUGAUGUAACACAAGAGGAGACAAAUCUGAGUCUCAUAAAUGCGUUGGCUCCAGGUGAUGCAUUGUCAACAGAGCCAGUUGCCGAAAAAGCAAGAACGCAAGGCGAGUUACGCAAGGAGGUAGAACAAAAGUGGAACCCUCUAACCGAACGUGAACCCACGGUUCAGGAUGAACGUGAAUGGAGGGCCAUACAGUUAAGGGGCUUCAUGGACCCUAAGAAAUUCUACAAGGGUAGCAAGAGUGGAAAGAUGGAGUCCCUUCCGCGGCGUUACCAAGUAGGGAUCCUAACGGGAUCGUCAGGAGUAAAGGCCGGGUCUGGAGAAGAAUCACAGGCCGUUGGGGCGGCAAACUCCAGGCGAAGCAGGGGAGUUUCUGUGCUUUCUGAGACGCUGGCAUCCGACCAGACGUGGACAAAGAAAAAAUACCGGGAAAUACAAGCGGAGAAGACAUCCGGAUCGAAAGGGUGGUAUAAAAGGCAGAGGAAGAAGCUCAAGGCUGUGCCCAAGUGA